UUUUUGAAUUACAUGGAAGCAAAAAGAAAAGUUGAUCAUGAAAUUGGUUUUGAUUUCACAAAAUUGCCACCAUCUAAAUGGGGUGAUCACUUCCUCACUGUGACCGUCACUGACUCGGAUAUUGAUGCUCUUGCAAAUGAAAUUGAGGUACUAAAGCUUAAAGUGAGGGACAUGCUAAUUUGGUAUUCGGGAGAUGAUGGCGAGGCGACCAAGAGAAAAAUUCUUAUAAUCCAUUUUCUAGUCAGUCUUGGUCUGGCAUAUCAUUUCGAGAAUGAGAUUGAACACAUAGUGAAAAUUGCUUUCGAGAAGAUAGCGGAUUUGAUCGCUGAUGAGAAUGACUUGUACACGAUUUCUAUCAUGUUUCGCGUUUUCAGAACAUAUGGUCACAACAUGUCAUCGGAUGUGUUCAAAAGAUUCAAAGAAGAUGAUGAGAAGUUCAAGAGAUAUCUAAUAAAUGAUUUCAAAGGGAUGCUAAGCUUUUAUGAAGCACUACACCUCGGAACAACAACGGAUUAUAUCUUGGAUGAAGCAUUGAGCUUUACACUGAGCCACUUGGAGACAAUAGCUACAGGUCAUUUAGCAAGUCCAGGACACAUUUCAAGGCUUAUACAAAAAUCACUUCACAUACCUCAACACAUGAACAUUGAAGCACUAGUUGCAAGGGAGUAUAUUUCAUUUUAUGAACAAGAAGAGAACCACGAUGAAACGUUGCUCAAGUUAGCAAAGCUCAAUUUCAAGUUCUUACAGCUUCAUUACUUCCAAGAACUAAAAACAAUCACCAUGUGGUGGAGGGGACUAGAUCAUACAUCAAAAUUACCACCUAAUUUCAGAGAAAGAACCGUUGAGACUUGGUUAGCGGCAUUGAUGAUGUACUUUGAGCCGCAGUUUUCACUUGGGAGAAUUAUGUCGGCUAAGUUUUACUUAGCAAUCACAUUUCUAGAUGAUGCUUGCGAUACAUAUGCUUCUAUUGACGAAGUUAGGAAUCUGGUUGAUUGUAUAGAAAGAUGGGACCCUGAUUACAUGGGAGAACUUCAAGGUCACAUGAAGACGGCCUUCAAAUUUGUGAUGUGUGUUUAUAAAGAGUAUGAAGAUAUAUUGAGGUCACAAGGAAGAUUAUUUGUCUUGGAGGAAAUGAUAGAAGAGUUCAAGAUACUUGUGAGGACAAACCUCCAACUUGUCAAAUGGGCACGAGAAGAUUGCAUGCCUAGCUUUGAUGAGUAUAUAGAAGCUGGUGGAGCUGAGAUUGGUUCGUAUGCGACCAUAGCUUGCUCUAUUAUGGGACUUGGAGAGAUUAGUAAGAAGAUAGAUUUUGAGUGGCUAAGAUCUAGACCAAAGGUCGUCCAAGUUCUAGCCGCAAAGACCCGUCUCAUGGAUGACAUAACCGACUAUGAGGAGGAUAUUGGUAAAGGUUACACUGCAAACGCACUCAACUAUUACAUAAAACAACAUGGAGUUACCAAAGAAGAAGCUAUAAAAGUGUUUGAUAAAAUGAUUAAAUAUAUCAACAAAAUCGUUAACGAGGAGUGCUUGAAGACAACCCACAUCUCUCGUCGGGUUCUUAACCAAAUCAUCAAUUACGGACGUUCAUUAGACGUUCUAUAUACAUCUGACGAUGUCUUCAACCACCGUGAAGGCAUGCUCAAGGAGUAUAUCACCACUUUGCUCGUUGAUCCAAUACAUCUUUAGAGUUUAGACUGUGGAAGUCAAAGCAUAACCUUCUUUGGGUUUCGAAUACAAUGUUUUAGUGAAUUUAUGUUUUAUAAGGCAAAUGUAUUUUGUUAUGAAGACUUCACACUCAAAUAAAAACAUCUUGGACAAUCUCCAUCAGGUUUAGAGUUGUUGAGACCACAAUGGCAAACUGUUUGACUUUAAACCAUAAUCAAACACACAAACUCCGACACAUUCUCUGACACAUUCGUUGAUGACACAUUCGUUGACGUAAGUUAGAAAGUAUAAGUUUGUAGAAUAAUAGAGAAUAGAAGAAGAACGCGGAAAAUAUAGAAGAUGGACACAAGAAAUUGUUUACCUAGAGUUCAUCUAGAUACUGCUACAUCUCUUGGGCCUAGCAAAGAGGCAAUCCACUAUAAUCUUAAGAACAAAGAUAUAGAACCUCUCUCUCACAACGAAACUUACAAACCGAACCAAACUGGAACUUUUCUUGGACAAGGGAGAAAGAGAGCACACGAGCUCCCCUUAUAUAUGAGGAGUUUAUUACAUUUAACCUAGUGGGAUUAACGCAUUGGCCCGUUUCAAUAAAUCUAUUAGGAAACUUUCCAAAAUACUUCCAACUUCCAUAAACCAUGAAAGUAAUAUUUCCAGGAUCCUAUCAACUUCCAUAACUUCAUAAAAGUGAUAUUUUUCUUUCCAAAUAUGACGACUUUGUCUUGAUUUAAGUUAUGCGAUAUUGUUUGAUUUUCAUAACCAAAUCCUGACGAAGUCCCUGACGGAUUCCUCGACGUAUAUUCCCUGAUGAAUUCCAACAAACUCUACCUUGAUAACAUCAAACAUGAUUCACUACUUAGGUUAAGCAAACUCGUGCUUUGUUAGGGGAUGUCGAAUGCUCCUCAAUGUUAGGACAUCCCAAGGAAGUUCACCGCUUCUCAAACUUCUUAACCAGAACAACCUUGGUUAAUAUAUCAGCAGGAUUCUUAGAAGUACAUAUCUUCUUCACACUUACAUCACCUCGAAAAAUAAUAUCCCUGAUGAAGUGCAUCUUUUUGCUGAUGUGUUUAAUCCUCUCAUGAUACACAUUGUUAUUUGCUAGACACAAUGCACUUUGAGGGUCACACUGUAACACCCCCGAACCGUUUUAGAUAUCGGUCAGUCAGCCAGGCAACAAUCAAACAAGAACAUGCCCGAACGACCUUCCUCUACCAAGUCCGAAAGUGUUACGGCGGGUUGAGAAUAGACUUUCCAAGUCACAAACAUAAUUCUGUAACCCAGAAUAUCCAUUCAAAACUCGUUUCCUCUAAUCUUCGGCCUAAGGCUUUGCAACCCAUACCAAAUCAUAGAGUUGUGUUAGGUUGGACUAACCUAAUAUCAGAUUCAACACGUCACUAAUAUAAAACAUACUUUAUUCCAUAUAUAUAAAACAUGAAGUUCACAAGCCAAAAAUAUUAUACAUAUGGUCCAUGGACGCAGUCGAAAGUAAAACAUACAUUUAUAUAUCUUGAAAAUGAGUCUUUAGCAAAAGAUGUCCAAUCUACACCAGCUCCUACAGUUCCGCGAGUGCUACGGUCUUUUCUACUGGUCACCUGCAAAAGGAUGCGAAGAGUGAGUGAACUAGUUUUACUCAGUGAGACAGGGUUCCCUAUCUAGCAUAUACAACUACCCGUCAUUCUUAACCCAACCCAAAACACAAGUAAGACGGAUUGUUCAACAAUCAAUAAAGCAUGACCGAUUUAAGCAAUAAAUCAUUAAACCAUAAUAAAUCAAAACACUCUUUAGGAGUGUCACAUCAAUCAACCAUAUAUAUAUAUAUAUAUAUAUAUAUAUAUAUAUAUAUAUAUAUAUAUAUAUAUAAAUAUAUAUAUAUAUACUCCUAGAGUCCAACAGAAUCAUUCUUCCUCCACAUAAGGGACACCGGCUAUCCCUUCACUAUUACACCACACAGGCGUAGACGCUUGGGAGUCGCCCGGUCACGGUCCUUAAUCGGAAUCGCCGUGCCCCGGUCCUCUAUCGGACUCGCCGGGGGCUGUCACAUUCACGUGUGACACUCGGCCUUGGUGAUCAAGCCAAGUUCAACCGAGCCCACCACUUUUCGGACCACGACCGGCUUAGUGGUACCAUUUGAGGAAGCAAUGACCUGCAAACUACUACUAGAACCACCACGAGGUUCUCACAUAACAGUACCAACACGAGGUACACACUAUAACAACAUAUAAUAAUCACACAUUCACAAUAAUUCGAGUGCUUAGACUAGUCUUGCUAUCCACUUUGCCAGACAUCGUCUCAAGCCACGGAUCCACAAACUGACACCUAGACCGGUCCGGCUAUCCUAGCUCGGAAGACGUCUCUGAUGUCAGGAACCUUCAUUAAAAAUUCAUUAAUUAACCGUGACUCACAGUGAUUAAGCGAUGUGGCUCAACUCUUUGAUUCCGGAUGUUGACCAAACCCUUUUUCUCCCCUCCAAAUCUUCGUCUUGGUACUGUGAUGUUAAAUCCCAAAACCCAACGUCAAUGUCUUGAAUGGACUGGUCUUGGCUGAUCAGAACUCGGAAAGAACAUUCCUUCACUUCUGGACAGUGUUUCGAAACUUCCCAACAGUUUAUCAGUCUUCAAAAAUGUCUAUACUUCUAAAGCACCUCACUUCUUUUUCUUUCUCCCUAUAGCCACGUUUUUCUUUGGUUUAUAUGGAAUGAGAUCAGUAAAAAUGGUGAAGGGUGGCUGGGUAUAUAUAGAAAUUGCCAGCUAAUAAGAAUGAGCCACCCGAUCGCCUGUGUGUUGUCCUGCAUGCUUCUGGUCGCAUGUGUGGCGACACAUGGGCGUCCACAUGCCCUGUUGCAUUUCUCCUUUACAUGCCAGGGGACACCACCACGUCCACAUAUCUCUCAGCAUGUCUGGGGUUCAUGCGUCGCGACACACGGGCCUCUGCAUGUCGGUUCGCAUGCAAAGAUCACAGGUACUGCGACACCUCAUGCUUCUGUGUGUCGAGCUGCAUGGAACUGCUUCAUGCACGUCUACACCUCCUUCUUGUGUUGACACUCAGCAGGUAAAAUGGUUGACACCACGUCCUGAUCCCUUAGAUCAAGCCACCUAGAGCUUUUCGGUCGAUUUACGCGAUUUCGGUCCUUCUGGUGAAUUUGCGUCCCGCGUUCAAUCUCGGAUAUUUUUCCGCUACCAUUCUGAUGAGCUGAAUAUUUUUUAUAGACUCCAGACUAACCUUAACCUUGAGGAUACAAAUUUACCAAGCCUUCGGCUUCCCCGAGAAAUUCGAUAAAACCGAAAUUAGGGUUUUUUUUUUUAAGAUGGAGUAUUACUCACACGAUAUCUCCACCGUGUCUUGCUUGAAUCCAAGCUCUUCUGCUAAUCCCCUUAACCACAUUUCUUCUUUGACUGCUUCAUCCAGCAUUAUAUACUUCCCUUCGGUCAUUGACAGAGCCACUACACUUUGUAAACUUGAUGUUCGGCUGAUUGUAUUCCCACCAGUCAUGAAAACAUAACCUGAGAUAGACCUUCUCUUGUCCAGAUCUGAAGCUAAAUCAGAAUCACAGAAACUUUCAACCAUAAACACCUCAUUUUUCCUGAAGUACAGUUUCAGAUUUUGUGUUCCCUUCAGGUAUCUCAAUACCCACUUAAUCGCAGUCCAGUGAACCAUCCCAUGCUUGCUCAUAUACCAGCUAACCAACCCAAAUGCAUAUGACAGAUCACCCCACGUACCUAUCAUAGCAUACAUUGUGCUUCCGAUAGCAUUAGCGUAUGUAAUAUCAUCCAUACAUGUCUCUACUUCAUCAUCAUCUACGGCAGACAAUUUGCGUUGACACACACUGACUCAUCCAUGUCGAAUACCCUGAGAAUAUUCUUGAUAUAACCAGAUUGAGAUAGUGUCAGAAUCUUCUUUCCAUGAUCUCUCUCAAUAUUCGUUCCCGAAAUUCGCCUUGCGGGAUCUAAGUCAUUCAUCUCAAAUCUGCCGCUAAGUACCUGCUUUACCUUCAUGAUUUCUACUGCAUCCCUUGACGCAACCAACUUAUCAUCCACAUAUAACAAUAGAUAGAUGUAUGUACCCUUGGUUACCUUAUUGAUAUAAACACAGUGAUCAUAUUCACUCUUCACAAAUCCAUGACUAACCACAAACUAACCAAAACACUUGUUCCAUUGUCUUGGUGCCUACUUUCGUCCAUGUAAAUCUCUUCUUGUCCACAAUAUCUUCUCCUUUAACCUGAAACCGUUCUGGUUGCUCCAUGUAAAUCUCUUCUUCAAGUGUACCAUGAAGAAACAUAGUCUUUACAUCAAGUUGCUUAAGCUCCAAAUCCAGAUACACUGAAAUUGACAACAAGAACCUUAUGGAUAUAUGUUUUACGACGGGUGAUAUACUAUGGAUUUUACCCAUUUUUAGCCAUGAUAUAUAAGUGUUUUAGGAACUAUCUAUGUUGUUUUCAAGGAUUUUUAGCACUUUUACAAGUUCAUGGGUGAUUUGGAGAAAAUGAUGAUUUCGGUGUAUUUUGGAGAUAAAAUGAGAAAAAGCUCGAAGCUGACCAUCAAACCCGUUCGAGGUCGACAUUCGGAUAGGGAAGCGUGCAAAGCUUAGCCGGCUUAAAAUCUAAGUCAAGACAUAUUUACGUAAAUGCCCUGGCGACUUUUAACCUAAUAUUUAUGUGUUCUGCCAUUGUACUAGGCAAUACACACUUUCUUUACUUUCUAGUUUUUACACAGCAAACUAUUCCUAAGUUUUUUAGUAGAUUUGGAGAGAAGAUCCAAGACUCCUUUAGAGAUUUGUAUUGCAACUUCAGUAUUUCUAACUUUAAUCUAUUUAUGAAUCUUUUAUUGAUUACUGUUAUGAAUUGUUUUGCUAUGUCUGAGUAGUUCUCCUUGUUAGGUUUAGGUUCAAAUAGGAUUAUGAAGGAUUAGCCCCAAAUAUAGAAUUGGUGAGUUGUUUGUGAUAUUCAUCAGUUGAAUUGCUCUUAUUGCUUGUGUUCUAGAGUAGCUAACUAGAACCCUGAAUUUUGGAUAAUCGGGCGCAAACAGAAUUUGAUCUAGGAAACCUAGUGAACAUAGUUCAAACCCGCUCGAUAAAGCUUGCUGGAAGGUAAAUCGAUCGACAACGCUCCUUUUCAUGAUUUAGCAACAACAUCUCGUGGGAAAAAUUUAGUAAAAGGAUUCACUAGGUUGUCAGCCGAUUUGAUGUAGUCUAUUGUGAUUAAACCAGAUGAGAUAAGUUGUCUAAUAGUUUUAUGUCGUCUUUUGAUGUGAUGAGAUUUACCAUUGUAUGCGUAUAGCUGGCAUAUGUUUCUCCCACAUAGAAAUAUCUUCCAAAGAAAUUUCUAAGCCAUUCAGCUUCUUCUGCUGCUUUUUCUAAGGCUAUGAACUCAGAAUCUAUGGGGGAUCUGGCUAACACUGUUUGUUUGAUAGAUUUUCAUGAUAAUUUUUCUCCUCCUAGUGUAAAGACAUAUCCACUUGUAGAUUUUGAGUUUUUAGAAUCGGAUAUCCAGUUAGCGUUAUUGUAUUCUUCUAAACUGUUGGUUCUUUACUCUAGUGAGGCCCAAAAUCUUUGGGUACUCUCGUUAUAGCUUUCCAGUGUUUGUGACAAGGAUUACUUGGAUAUCAACUCAGUAUGUUUACUGUGUGCGCUAGAUCUGGUCUAGUAGAAUUGGUUAAGUACAUGAGACUAUUCGAUCAAACGUGCAUACUCGUUUUGUGACACUGAUUCACCUGAAUUCUUUGUUAAGUGAAGUAAAGGAUCUAACGGAGUUUUUUGCCGUACCAUUAGAGUAAUUUUUAAAUCUCUCUAAUAUUGUUUGAGCAUAAUGAAAUUGGGUUAAGAUAAUUCCGCUUGAAUUUCUUGUGACUUUACAUCUGCUAAUCUCAAGUCUUUCAUCUCAAAUUUUCCUUUGAACAUGUUCUUUGUUUGAUUGAUAAUAUCUUUAUUACUUCCAAUAAUGAUCAUAUCAUCUACAUAUAGACACAACAAAACAUACAUAUUUUUGGUAGUUUUGUAGUAUAUGCAUUUGUCACAUUCAUUAAUUUUGAAACCAUUUGACAUCAUUGUAUUGUCAAAUUUUUUGUGCCAUUGUUACGAACUUGUUUAAGCCUAUAAAGUGACUUUACAAGUUGGCAUACUCUGUCAUCAUAUACAAGAAUGACAAAACCCUCAGAGAUUGUUUCAUGUAAAUUUCCUCUUAUAAAUCAUCAUUUAGAAAGAAAAAAAAACAGUUUUUACAUUUAUUUGAUGGAUUUCGAAGUCUCUUAAAGAUGUGAUUGCUAUCAUCAGUCUUAUUGAUUAUCAAAUAUAUUUUUUUAUGAAUUAUCAUCGAUUGUUAUUUCUUAUCAUAAAUUUUCUUAUUUUUUCAAAAAUUCUUUUUCUAAAUAUAAAAUAUACAUGUUUUCUAAACUUUAAAAAAUAUAUAUAAUUAUUUGGUAUUAUAAUAGCUCUUUAAUUUUUUUAAUAAUGAUUUUUUCAUACUGUGUUGUUUUACUUGUUUUUAUUUUAAGUUUUCCAUGAUCUUUUUCACAUGAAAUUAAUUGUCUCAAGUUAUUCGUCUACUAUUUUGUGAUUUGUUUUUAAUUUUUGGUUUACUAUCCUUUUCUUAACAGUUACAAAGUAAGUGUGUGUGUUGUAUAAAUGUAUUUUAUACAUAUAUUUAAUAAUCUUAUCAACGUAUAUAGUAUUUCUAAAUUUGAAUUUUAUGAAGUAAAAUUAUUGAUAAUCUAUGUCCUUAUAGCUAGAUAAUUUAAUAGAAUUAUAAAAUCAAUGAAAACUAAACUUUUGACUAACAAAGAAUUUAACAUAGAAUUAAAAAUUUAUUAAACCAUAACAAAUAAUUUUACUAAUAUUUUAAAAAUCCAUAAAACUAUCAAUGAAAUCUCAAUUUUUUUUUUAAAAAAAUAUCUUUUAAAAUUCAUCUACCAAUCUGAAAGUGUAUAUACGCUAACAAAUAGGCACUACAAAUUCAAACAGAGAGCAUUACAUUUUGACAUACUUUGGGUUGUGUUUUUUACACUUUGACAUACUUUAAACUUGUAGAGUACGUUGAGUAUAGAAGUUGUCUUCAGUCUAACCAAAAUAACCUUAAUGAAAUUCUGGAUACGAAGUCGACGUAGUUGUGUAUAUGAAAUCAAUGAAAUUGUGGAUGUGAACAUGGUUGAGGGAUGGUGAAAGGUUUUUUAGUUGUGGUGAAGAGUAGUAUGAUUAUGAAUAUGGGAGGGCAUGUCGCGGUGGAUAGGAGAUUUGAAAAAGAAAGAUAUGGAUGGAGGCAUGUGGUCAUGGAUAGCGGAUGAGAGAUGAUUAAGGUUUUAGUGGAUGUGGUCAAUAGUGGUGUAGACAGGUGAUGGGUGAAGGUUUUGUUGGUUAAGACUACUCGAUUUUGGGAUUCUGAACCACCAUAAAACACUCCAUGAUCCAUGACCGCUGAGCAUCAUCACCAUAUGACCCUCCAUGCCUCCAUGAUUGCUAACCACUUCUUUAACCACCACAACUUUCAUAUCCACAUUCACAAGCUCCACUUCCUUUAUUAGCUCCUCCACCAUCACCUCCUCCAUUCACUCCGACUUCUGAUCCACCUCCACGGCUCUACCUCCCGCUCUUCCUCCUCCAUUCAUCCCGACUUCUGAUCCACCUCCACGGCUCCACCUCCAGCUCUUCCUCCUUCACCACCACCAUAAGACCUUACCUCUACUGGCCCCACAGCAUGGCCACUAUAACAAUUAGGUGCUCCACCGUAACCACGUUUCCACCUUAUCCUCUCCACUAACAUCCCCACUUCCACCUUAUUCUUUUCUACUAGCGACCCUUAUCAGAUUGUAUGAAACAUCGGCGUGAAAACUGUAAUCGCUAUAGAGUAGAUGUGGCGGAUUAGGGUUUUAAGGAUCAAUGAAAAAAGAGAUUUUAGGCUAUAAAAUUUUUUUGGGAAAUUUACAAGCACAAAGUAUCUCACAUGCUGAAAGUAUGAGUGGAUGUAAAUCCCCUAUACAUUAUUUGAAAAGUAAUUUUGUCACAUGUCAUUUCUACAAUCAUUUUUACAAAAAUAAUAUGACAUAGCUACUAAAAUUAAUGACAUGGCUUAUAGCUUAAUAUAACAUGGACAAUUAUAUUUAAUGUUAAUUUAUAUUUUUGUUAAUUUUUUUAAAAUAUAGUAAUAACUCAUAUAUUACAUUUAAUGUCGAUUUAUAUAUUUGGAAAAAAAAUUAGAAUCCCUUAUAUACUAGAUCACAAGUCACUCGACCAAUUCUAUUUCACCACCUAAAUAAUUCUUUUUUUUUUCAAAAACAAAUAUUGAAAAGAAAAAAACAAUCGAAACAAACACUUUAUUUCUUCCCUCACUUCAGAAAAAAAAAAAAAA
Molecule: messenger RNA, 9994 nt
Organism: Brassica rapa (field mustard)
Lineage: Eukaryota; Viridiplantae; Streptophyta; Magnoliopsida; Brassicales; Brassicaceae
Product: alpha-barbatene synthase-like
Biological process (GO): diterpenoid biosynthetic process
Molecular function (GO): magnesium ion binding; terpene synthase activity
Source: RefSeq, a predicted model, not a curated record